AUGGCUGGUUCCAGGCAUGUUUUCAUGUUGUCUUUGAUUGUCACAUUGUCGUUGUCAAGCAUUGAUAUGAGCUUGGCAGCUCGUCAUCUUUUGGACACACCGCCAGCAGCUCCACCCCCAGCGCUGCCUACAAUCCCAUCUCUUCCCAAGGCUACACUGCCUCCUCUGCCCUCUGUGCCAACACUGCCUAGAACCACGUUGCCACCGCUGCCCAGCACCCAAUUCCCAUCUCAGCCAACACUGCCUAAACCCACAUUGCCACCAUUGCCUUCAAACCCAAUGCCAACUAUGCCAACAAUUCCCAAGAUGACUCUACCUCCUCUUCCUUCCAGUACUCCAUUGCCCACCAUCCCAACUUCAAUCCCAUCGAUUCCUACCAUUCCAAUAACGAUUCCAACAAUUCCUUUCUUCUCCCCACCACCAUCAAAAUGA
Messenger RNA from Juglans microcarpa x Juglans regia, 432 nucleotides. Its product is annotated as protein PELPK1-like. NCBI's taxonomy places the organism in Eukaryota, Viridiplantae, Streptophyta, Magnoliopsida, Fagales, Juglandaceae. The record is from RefSeq and is a predicted model, not a curated record. The coding region runs from base 1 to 432 and encodes 143 amino acids. The transcript has a single exon.